GUCAUUCAGUAUUUUCCCCUCCUUUUACCAGCUGUUUAAUUCUUACAUGUAUUGACUGGUUGUUUGUUUUAGCUCUACAUUCUGAAGUCCACUCAGUGCUAAAUACUGUAUGGACAAGCCAUAGACUGAGACAAACACACAAUCACAUGGACACAUCUAGUACACACACACACACACACACACCCACACACACACACAAAGAGACAUCUAGACCUUUGCUCUUUUAGUUUUGGUGAGGGCAUAGGGUUGUCGGAGAGAAAAGUGUGUCAGUUUGAGUGGCUUAAAGGAUGCAGAGAGCAGGGAGGUUGUUCACUCUGCUGGUUUUGGGGUGGGCCUGGACCCUGAAAGCUGUCCCUGUGCACCCAGAACCUCUUAUAGCAACACAAGAGAGCUUUGAUGUGGACCAGUUCAUGGGGAGGUGGCACGAGGUAGCCGUGGUCUCUACCUGUCCCCACUACAUGCAGCGCAAGAGGGGAAGACCUGCUAUGAUUGCAAUGGAGCUGCAACACAAUGCCUCUGAGGGCAACUUCACAAUGACAUCUACUAGUUUUUGGAAUGGUUCAUGUGAGCAGACAGCCACAGGUUACAGGUUGACAGACACUCCGGGACGAUUCUUCCAUCAUGUUGCAAGGUUUGGAGCAGAUGUGGAUUCCUUUGUCGUUCAUACCAACUAUGAUGAUUUUGCAAUGAUCCUUCAGCUGGGCGAAGAGAAACCAAUGGGAAUUAAAACCACCUCCGCCAAGCUUUAUAGUCGAACUAUGAACGUGGGUUCUGCUGUGUUGGAAAACUUCAAAUCACUAAUCAGACAACAUGGAAUGAGUGAUGAGGUUAUCAUCAUGAAUCAAAGCAAAGGUGACUGUGCUCCAGGUGAGCAGGUAACAAUGCCCAUCAUGACUGAGCUUCAGAGGUCAAAUUAAAAAGUGGUGCCACCUGUGGCUCCUGCUGAAGAAGAGGAUGCUAGGAAUGUUUCACAAGGUUGGAGAUCAUUCGGAACAACUGAAGAGGACUGCCGCACACAGAGCAAUCAUUGUGUGCAAACAACUCUGUUUUGUUGAUUCCAACUUCCUAUAGAAACAGUAUUCUGUAUGAUAAUAUAUCAUGUGUGUAAUUGAGGUAUUUUAUUAAUGCAUGAGAGGCUUAGUAUAUUAAUAUAAAUAGGCUAUGCGGGUACUUUGCUAAUACAUCGAUAUUCACUAAUAAGCUGAGUGUAUUUAAGAUUAAGUUUUUAAGAUUGAGACCCUUCCAUUUUUUGAAUUGCAAAGGAAAAAACACACGAGGACAUGAUUGAAAAUUGAAUUUCUUACAGUCAUUUGAUAAACAGAGACCCCAAAAUAAGGGGGGAUACAACAAUGUAUAAUCCUUAGCAGAUCUCUGUUUCCACUAAUGAUAAUUGUUAGUGCGACAACAUUCACUUUUAUCCAACAUUUAAAUCUAAAACUGCAUUUUUUAUAAUAUCUCGUCAUUGAUGAUAUAUAUUUCAGUUAUACAUGCAAAUGCAAAAUGAACAGAUGCUUCAUUAAA
This is a messenger RNA of Notolabrus celidotus (New Zealand spotty), 1521 nucleotides long. RefSeq names its product protein AMBP-like. The transcript has 8 exons. NCBI's taxonomy places the organism in Eukaryota, Metazoa, Chordata, Actinopteri, Labriformes, Labridae. The record is from RefSeq and is a predicted model, not a curated record. Bases 288 to 917 code for a protein of 209 amino acids. Gene Ontology annotation, molecular function: serine-type endopeptidase inhibitor activity. Gene Ontology annotation, cellular component: cell surface; plasma membrane.